This is a messenger RNA of Callorhinus ursinus (northern fur seal), 1593 nucleotides long. It is a transcript of the gene GJA9, whose product is annotated as gap junction protein alpha 9. Gene Ontology annotation, biological process: cell-cell signaling. NCBI's taxonomy places the organism in Eukaryota, Metazoa, Chordata, Mammalia, Carnivora, Otariidae. Gene Ontology annotation, cellular component: connexin complex. The record is from RefSeq and is a predicted model, not a curated record. Gene Ontology annotation, molecular function: gap junction channel activity.
GUCUCCUAUUUGAUGGGGUUCAGAGUGAAGCUGGCUGACUAAAUAAACAUGGGGAACUGGAAUUUCCUUGGAGGCAUCCUGGAGGAAGUUCACAUCCACUCCACCAUCAUUGGAAAGAUCUGGCUCACUAUCCUGUUCAUAUUUCGAAUGCUUGUUCUUGGUGUAGCAGCUGAGGAUGUCUGGAAUGAUGAGCAGUCCAGCUUCAUCUGUAAUACAGAACAACCCGGCUGCAGAAACGUGUGCUACGACCAGGCCUUUCCUAUCUCCCUCAUUAGAUACUGGGUUUUGCAGGUGAUAUUUGUGUCUUCACCAUCCCUGGUCUAUAUGGGCCAUGCUUUGUACCAACUGAGGGUUCUGGAGAAAGAGAGGCAGAGGAGGAAAGCUCAACUGAGAGGGGCCCUGGAGGGCAUGGGGUUUGAAAUACCUGGGGACCGGAGGAGACUGCAGCAAGAACUUUGUCAGCUGGAACAAAGGAAACUAAACAAAGCUCCACUCAGAGGAACCCUGCUUUGCACUUACGUGGUACACAUUUUCACUCGCUCCGUGGUUGAGGUUGGGUUCAUGAUUGGACAGUAUCUUUUAUAUGGAUUUCAUUUAGAGCCUUUAGUUAAAUGCCAUGGCCACCCGUGUCCAAAUAUAAUUGAUUGUUUUGUGUCAAGACCAACAGAAAAGACAAUAUUCCUAUUAUUUAUGCAAUCUAUAGCCACUGUUUCUCUUUUCUUAAAUGUUCUAGAAAUUUUCCACCUAGGUUUUAAAAAGAUUAAAAGAGGGCUUUGGGGACAAUAUAAAUGGAAGGAUGAGCAUAAUGAAUUCUUUGCGAACAAGUCGAAACAAAAUCAUGCCAAAUAUCAGAGCACCUCUGCAAAUUCACUGAAGAGACUCUCUUCUGCACCUGAUUAUUAUCUGUUAAUGGAAAAGCAAAAACACACAGCAGUGUGCCCUAUUUUAAAUUCACCUGCAUUUCAGGCAGAUCCUGACAAUCACAGUGGAAAUGAUGAGAAACGCAUUUUGGAUGAACAAGAAACUGUACUUUCUGAUGAGAUGUGGACACUUAGCGCUACGUGUAGUCAUCUUCAACACAUCGGCUCAUGUAAUAAUGAAGACACUCAUAAAAUAUUUAGAAAAGAAGUGGGUAGCCCAUUAAGGGAAAAAAGAGAAAUUGAUGGCAAAGACAGCAAAAGGAACCACUGCUCUAGAUGUCACUGUUCUAUUCCAGGUGUUGCUAUAGAUCUGGACAACCACAUGGGGCAGUCAUCCCAAACAGUUUUCCCUCCGCCUGCUAACUGUGCCUGGGAACAGUUGUGGCUUAGAUCUACAUGCUGUCCCUCUAUGGAAUAUGAAAAUCAGGUGUCACCUCCUAAAGGAAACCUCAAGGGCCAGUUCAGAGAGGGCACAAUUAGCACCCUGCCUCCUUCACUGGGAGACUGCCAACCGCUUCACAUUCCAGACACUCCUGAUUCUUUGGGACAGUUGUCCUUUAAAUCUGAUUUGGCCAGAAGCUGCAAUAAUCCUACUGCUUGUCCUCCAAAUCAUUUGGUCUUGCUGACAAAUAACCUCACUGGUAGGCGGGCUCCCACAGACCUUCAGAUCUGA